Aspergillus sclerotioniger CBS 115572 is the source of this 1284-nucleotide messenger RNA. RefSeq names its product MYG1 family protein. Lineage: Eukaryota; Fungi; Ascomycota; Eurotiomycetes; Eurotiales; Aspergillaceae. The coding region runs from base 126 to 1214 and encodes 362 amino acids. The transcript has 2 exons. Gene Ontology annotation, cellular component: cytoplasm; nucleus. The record is from RefSeq and is a predicted model, not a curated record.
GGCAGCUCAACUUGACCAUCGGGAGGAAUUCCUACUCUAGGAUCCUCCUACCUUUCUACCUUUCUACUUUUCUUUUUUUUUUUAUUUCCUACUUUUAUAUGCUCCGAUACCGUCAGUUGUUCAAGAUGGUCGAAACUGCCACGAAGAAGGUCAAGACCUCUUCUCCCUUGAUCGGAACUCAUAACGGUCAUUUCCACGCCGAUGAGGCUCUUGCCGUUUAUCUCCUCCGUCUCCUGCCAACAUACUCCUCCUCCUCCCUCCUCCGUACCAGAGACCCCGCCCAACUCGCUACCUGCCAUACCGUGGUCGACGUGGGUGGAGAGUACGACCCCGCCAGCAACCGCUAUGAUCACCACCAGCGUGCUUUCGCGACCACCUUCCCCAACCACAACACCAAGCUCUCCUCCGCAGGGUUGGUGUACAUGCACUUUGGCCGAGCCAUAAUCGCCCAACAUACCUCGUUGCCCUUGGACCAUGAGGACGUUACCCUGUUGUACGAGAAGCUGUAUACCGAUUUUAUCGAAGCCGUCGAUGCCAACGAUAACGGUGUCUCCGCCUAUGAUCCCGCCGCCAUUUCCGCCGCCAACAUCGAGAAGCGCUUCAAGGAUGGCGGAAUCACGAUCGCUUCGGUGGUAGGUGAUAUGAACAACCCGGACCCUACCUGCCCCCCCGGGGAGCCUCAGGACGAGGAUAGUCUGUUCUCCCGGGCUAGCACAUUCAUCGGAAACGUCUUUGCUCGCAAGCUGCACCACGCCGCUUCCUCCUGGCUGCCUGCACGUACGUCCAUCGGUGCUGCUUACCGUUCCCGUCGGGACGUCCACGCUUCCGGUCGCAUCCUUGUCUUGCCGCAGGGCGGUAUGCCUUGGAAAGAGCACCUCUACAACUUCGAGAAGGAAGCUUCGGGAUCAAACGAUAUUAGUGCUGAUGAUCAGGUCUACUAUGUCCUGUAUCCUGAGAGUGCCACUGAGGGUUCUAAGUGGCGCGUGCAGUGCGUCUCCGAAAACGAGGGUAGCUUCGUGUCCCGAAAGCCUCUGCCGGAGGCGUGGCGGGGUGUCCGCGAUGCCGAUCUCGAUGGUGUCAUGGCAGCGGAGGCUGAGAAAUCAGGAAACCUUAAGGUUCCUGAGGGCGCUGUCUUUGUCCACGCCAGUGGCUUCAUUGGUGGCCAUCAGACGAAAGAAGGCGCUCUUGCCAUGGCCAUUCGUGGAUUGGAGUAAUAUGUUACGGAUAAAGAUAGGCUUACAUUUCUUGCCAUGACGGUAAGGGUUUUUGAUAUGGGAUUAUCUA